AAUGAGGCGUGAGAAAUAUUUGGGCUUAUGGGCUGCAUUGGCCAUAAUUUGGGCUAAACGCUAAACAGAAAUUCUUCAAUCGAAUUCUCUUAUACUCGCCACGGGAUUGGGAUAGCGUAGUGCAGUUUAAUUAAUUGGCAGGGCGCCGGAGGCUGGAGAUAUUGUGAGUCGGAGGAGGUCGCAUCCUGAUCGCCGGCGCCGGGGACAUAAAUUUCUCUCUCUCUCCUUAUCAUCCUCGGAUUCUGAAUUUCAGCAUUCGUCAAUCAAGAUGGUGUUGGCGCAGCUAGGAGGGAGCAUUUCGCGUGCUCUCCAGCAGAUGAGCAAUGCCACCAUCAUCGACGAGAAGGUUCUCAACGAUUGCCUCAACGAGAUCACUCGCGCUCUUCUGCAGGCCGAUGUUCAGUUCAAGCUGGUCCGCGAUAUGCAGACCAACAUCAAGCGGAUCGUCAACCUUGACGACCUCGCCGCCGGACACAACAAGCGUAAGAUCAUCCAACAGGCUGUAUUUAAUGAGCUUUGCAAGAUUUUGGAUCCUGGAAAACCAUCGUUCACACCAAAGAAAGGGAAGACUAGUGUUGUCAUGUUUGUAGGUUUGCAAGGUUCUGGGAAAACAACAACAUGUACAAAAUAUGCCUACUACCACCAAAGGAAGGGCUGGAAACCGGCUCUAGUUUGUGCGGAUACAUUCAGAGCUGGUGCUUUUGAUCAAUUGAAGCAGAAUGCAACCAAAGCUAAAAUACCUUUUUAUGGGAGCUACACAGAGUCUGACCCUGUAAAGAUAGCAGUGGAAGGUGUUGAAAGAUUCAAGAAGGAAAAUUGUGAUCUCAUAAUUGUUGACACCAGUGGGCGCCACAAACAAGAAGCUGCUCUCUUUGAAGAGAUGCGUCAAGUAUCUGAAGCAACGAAACCGGAUCUUGCGAUAUUUGUAAUGGAUAGCAGUAUUGGUCAAGCUGCUUUUGAUCAAGCUCAGGCAUUCAAACAAAGUGUUGCAGUUGGAGCAGUAAUAGUUACUAAAAUGGAUGGCCACGCAAAGGGAGGUGGUGCUCUUAGUGCAGUUGCUGCAACAAAAAGUCCUGUUAUCUUUAUUGGUACUGGAGAGCACAUGGAUGAAUUUGAAGUUUUUGAUGUUAAGCCAUUUGUCAGCCGACUUCUGGGCAUGGGUGAUUGGUCUGGGUUCAUGGACAAAAUUCAUGAGGUUGUUCCUAUGGAUCAACAGCCUGAGCUUCUCCAAAAGCUCUCUGAGGGGAAUUUUACCUUGAGGAUUAUGUAUGAACAAUUCCAAAAUAUACUUAAAAUGGGUCCUAUUGGCCAGGUGUUCUCUAUGCUUCCAGGAUUUAGUCAAGAAUUAAUGCCAAAAGGCCGGGAGAAGGAAAGCCAAGCAAAAAUUAAACGUUAUAUGACAAUGAUGGAUUCGAUGACCAAUGAAGAAUUGGACAGUACAAACCCAAAGCUUAUGACUGAAUCACGCAUCAUGCGGGUAGCAAGGGGAUCUGGCCGUCUGGUGCACGAAGUGAUGGAAAUGAUGGAAGAGUACAAGCGGCUUGCCAAGAUAUGGAGCAAGAUGAAGGGACUUAAAAUUCCAAAGAAAGGAGAUAUGAGCGCCUUAUCCCGAAAUAUGAAUGCACAGCACAUGAGCAAAGUUCUUCCCCCACAGAUGUUGAAACAGAUAGGUGGCAUGGGUGGCUUACAAAGCUUGAUGAAACAAAUGGGUUCUUCCAAGGAUAUGAUGGGUAUGUUUGGUGGUGGGGAUAAGUAAAUUCUCACAUAUUAAACCUGAUUGUAGGCCUACAAUUCAAGCAAGCCUACCUGGAUAAGGAGUACAAUUUCUUUCUUUUCCUAUUUUCUGUUCCUUAACAGAAUUCUCACUACUGUAAUUUCUUAGUAUACUAGUACUUAGUUUUGUGCCAUGUGAAUAUAUGUACCAAGGUGUAUGGCUAUGGAUCAAUUUGCAGCUUCUAAUUUUUCUACU
Messenger RNA from Ipomoea nil (Japanese morning glory), 1969 nucleotides. Its product is annotated as signal recognition particle 54 kDa protein 2-like. The coding region runs from base 269 to 1756 and encodes 495 amino acids. Gene Ontology annotation, biological process: SRP-dependent cotranslational protein targeting to membrane, translocation; SRP-dependent cotranslational protein targeting to membrane. Gene Ontology annotation, cellular component: cytosol; signal recognition particle, endoplasmic reticulum targeting. Gene Ontology annotation, molecular function: GTPase activity; GTP binding; endoplasmic reticulum signal sequence receptor activity. The transcript has 10 exons. Lineage: Eukaryota; Viridiplantae; Streptophyta; Magnoliopsida; Solanales; Convolvulaceae. The record is from RefSeq and is a predicted model, not a curated record.